Messenger RNA from Sphaeramia orbicularis (orbiculate cardinalfish), 2061 nucleotides. RefSeq names its product acidic (leucine-rich) nuclear phosphoprotein 32 family, member A (gene anp32a). The record is from RefSeq and is a predicted model, not a curated record. The transcript has 7 exons. Gene Ontology annotation, biological process: regulation of apoptotic process. NCBI's taxonomy places the organism in Eukaryota, Metazoa, Chordata, Actinopteri, Kurtiformes, Apogonidae. The coding region runs from base 122 to 886 and encodes 254 amino acids. Gene Ontology annotation, cellular component: nucleus. Gene Ontology annotation, molecular function: histone binding.
UGGUCCCGCCCACCGAGCGGAUCAAGUUUGAAUGAACAGCAGCAGUCUGCUCUGGAGGUGCUAGUUGCAUUUGCAGGAAUUCUUCCCAGUGUGUAUCAGAACACGGGUUCGCGGAUCCAGGAUGGACAUGAAGAAAAGAAUUCACCUAGAGUUGCGGAAUCGCACUCCGUCAGAUGUCAAAGAACUUGUGCUAGACAACUGUCGCUCAAAUGAAGGCAAGAUCGAGGGUCUAACAGAUGAGUUUGAGGAGCUGGAGUUUCUAAGCACAAUCAAUGUCGGACUGACGACAGUCGCCCACUUGCCGAAGUUAAAGAAACUCAAAAAGCUUGAACUCAGCGAUAACAGGAUCUCAGGAGGGUUGGAAGUCCUGGCAGAGAAAUGCCCCAACCUCACACAUCUCAACCUCAGUGGCAACAAGAUUAAAGACCUCAGCACAAUAGAACCAUUGAAAGAACUGGGGACCCUGAAAAGUUUAGAUUUGUUUAACUGCGAAGUGACAAACCUGAAUGAAUACAGAGACAAUGUGUUCAAGCUACUACCCCAGCUCACAUACCUGGAUGGAUACGACAAAGAUGACAAAGAAGCACCGGAUUCUGAUGCCGAGGUCUACGCAGAGUGUCUGGAUGAUGACGAGGAAGAUGAAGACGAUGUAGACGAGGAGGAGUAUGAUGAAGAUGCAGCACCAGGAGAUGAAGAGGAGGAGGAGGGAGAGGAAGAUGAGGAGGAGAAUGAAGAAGAGGAAGAGGAGGAUCUCAGUGGAGAGGAGGAAGAGGAGGAAGAUCUGAAUGACAGAGAGGUUGAUGAUGAGGAUGAUGAAGAAGAAGAACGAGGUCAGAAGAGAAAACGGGAACUGGACGAAGAAGGCGAGGAGGAUGACGACGAUUGAGAUUCCUCACCACGUUAAAAGUUGUGAACUGUUUUGAACUCGUAUUUCCCAGUCACUUCCCAGCAGCCCCAGUGUAUCCCCCAGUUUUCAUAUUACAGUAGGAGUGGUUUUUGUUAUUGGCCAGUCAGGUAGACGGGGUUGUCUGGAGAAAAUCUGUAUCUUUGAUGCUCCCGUGUUCCAGUCUUUACGGUCCACUUUUAAACACGACGUGGACACCAAUUUUUGUAAUCUCAAAUAAUAGCAAAGAUGAACCUUUUUAAGAAACAUUUUUGUUUUCUCACCAUUUAUGUAAGACCAGUUUCUGAUGAUUAUGUAUUUUAAGGCUCCCCUUGAAAAGAAAAAAAACCCAAGAAAACCUAAAAAAAAAAAAAAAAAAAAAAGAGUGCAUGUCUAAUACAUUUUAAAGUCAACUACUGGAUUUCAUGUAUGGCUGUCCUCUCCUUGUCUUAAACUUAUUUUUGCAUUGUACUUUUUUAAUGUAAGUUAUGUGUGUAGUGUCACCAGUAUGCCAAUACUCUCUGCUGACCUGGUGUGAAACUUCUCUCUGAACCCUCACAGGGCAUAUUUUUAAAUCAUAGCUAAAUAAUGUCUGCCCUUAUCAAAGCUUCUCCUCCUCCUUAAAUCCUCAGCUUUGAUAGUUCGGAAAUUACGUGUUCUUGUAAAUAAUGACCAAAUCUAUUUUUUUGUAUUCUCUUUGAUGAUGGCAGACAUUAAACAAGACAACUGAGGUGAAACUAUGAAUUGUAAUAUGAUAUUAAAUAUGUAUGCUGCUUUAUCUACAAUACGCAGUGUGAAAUUUCUUGAAUUUGAGCAUAACUUUGUACGCAUCAUCUUUCCAUGAUGACAAAUGUUCAACGUCAGAAUCCAUUAUUGCUUUUUCCAUGUCAUUUUGUUUUCUUCUGCUGUGACACACGAGGUGGGAACAUCUGAAUUUGUGCUGGUAGUGUAGAGAAAUAUGUGAUGAAAACGGAGGUUACAACCACAACUAUGUGCAUUGAAAAUUUAUUGUUUCAAAGUGUAAAUCUCUGGAAGGCGGUCAGUUAUUUUCUGGACUUUGUUUUCACCAUUAAACGUGAUGGUCAAAUUGGCCUACCUCAGUCACUUUUCACUGUCAUCAGCCAAAUUCCGUUUUCUUUUCCCUCCCAUUCACUUCAAUAAAUCCCUUUUCUAUAUGU